Molecule: messenger RNA, 1176 nt
Organism: Megalops cyprinoides (Indo-Pacific tarpon)
Lineage: Eukaryota; Metazoa; Chordata; Actinopteri; Elopiformes; Megalopidae
Gene: sod2
Product: superoxide dismutase 2, mitochondrial
Exons: 5
Coding region: 28-792 (254 amino acids)
Biological process (GO): superoxide metabolic process
Cellular component (GO): mitochondrion
Molecular function (GO): metal ion binding; superoxide dismutase activity
Source: RefSeq, a predicted model, not a curated record
UUGAAGUUGAAAUUUCAAGGGCAGCGCAUGCUGCGAGGUUACAACUUCAAGCGCAACCAAACUGCAGGCUGUCAGGAACGCAAUACUGCACUGGUGUCUGGACUGCGUAGAUCGAGCAUGCUGUGCAGAGUCGGUUGUGUUCGCAGAUGUGUAACUGCCCUGAGCCCUUCUCUGAGCUGCGUGGUCUCCAGACGGAAGCACACUCUCCCCGAUCUCACCUAUGACUAUGGAGCUUUGGAGCCCCACAUUAAUGCCGAGAUUAUGCAGCUUCACCACAGCAAACACCAUGCCACGUAUGUCAACAACCUCAAUAUCACCGAGGAGAAGUACCAAGAGGCAUUGGCCAAAGGUGAUGUGACAGCACAGGUUGCUUUACAGCCAGCCUUGAGGUUUAAUGGUGGUGGCCACAUCAAUCAUACCAUUUUCUGGACUAACCUUUCUCCUAAUGGUGGAGGGGAACCACAAGGUGAGUUGAUGGAGGCCAUUAAACGUGACUUUGGUUCCUUUAGUAAGAUGAAGGAGAAGAUAUCCACAGUGACUGUUGCCGUGCAGGGCUCAGGUUGGGGUUGGCUGGGCUUUGACCAGGAGAGUGGAAGGUUAAGGAUUGCCGCCUGCCCCAAUCAAGAUCCACUACAAGGCACCACAGGUCUCAUUCCCCUGCUUGGAAUUGAUGUGUGGGAACAUGCCUAUUACCUCCAGUACAAGAACGUCAGACCGGACUACGUCAAAGCAAUCUGGAACGUGGUCAACUGGGAGAACGUGGCCGAGAGGUUUCAGGCUGCAAAGAAAUAAGACUUUUCUUCAGGAAUGAGAGCUAAGGAUAAAAAAAUGCAUUGUCCUGUGAGGUAUCCUUACCCAAAGAUUCAAAUUCAGAUCACCGUCCUCAGUAGCUGGCAGUUUAAAUGGAUGCAUGUCUGUGAAAAGAGAGGUAAUUCUGCUGUUUAGAGUCAGACUGUUUACUCUGUUUCUCAGUAUGUAUCACACCAGUAGCACACUGUUAUGACAGAUCAGUUUUGUUCUUGUGUUUAAUUAAAAUUAUUUACUGUGCAUAUCUGUCUCAAUUUUUCACUGUAUAUAUUUGACUUAUGACCACUCUUGCCUGUCAGUUUAUUAAAAAUUUAUUCCAGGUCAAGCACAUAAGUCAGUAAAUGCAAGGUACAUGUAGUAAUGAGUUAU